Molecule: messenger RNA, 2862 nt
Organism: Ilex paraguariensis (yerba mate)
Lineage: Eukaryota; Viridiplantae; Streptophyta; Magnoliopsida; Aquifoliales; Aquifoliaceae
Source: the annotation of a GenBank genome assembly
GAGAGAGAGAGAGAGAGAGAGAGAGAGAGAGAGAGGCGCCAGAAAACGAAAAGAAAGCAAUUCUGAGGAACUCAAAGAAAACGAAUAAAGAGUAAAGAAAAAAACUCCCUCUUUUUUCUCCCCUGCAAAAUUCAAAGCGUCUUCGACUAUCCUUCCUUCGAAAUCAAGGGUUAGCGUUUGUAAAUUUGCUUCGAUUUCCCUUUCUCGGGAGCCUCUCUCUCUCUCUCUGGACUUGUUACACAUCAAAAUCAGUACCAUAGCACUCACAACUCUCUAAAAUUCUUUAUUUGUAUCUUGUGAUUCUUUCAUUUCUACUUCUCAGACAUCCUAGCUUCGAAUUGGCAAUUUAUUCUAUAUAAAAAAAAAAUCAGAAUCAAGGGUUUUACUCAUUCAACAGAUAUUUAUAUAGCUGAGAUCUGAGGCACUUUUGUGCAUCAUGGCGGUUCCAACGAUAGCGUUGUAUGCGAGUCCCCCGAGUAGUGUGUGUUCAGCGCCGCAUCCAUGUCAGAUCAAUUCACACGCAUCUUACGACUUUGAUUUGAACGGUAGAUCUACACCCUCCUCGUCAUCGACCACUUCGCCAUCUCAGAAACCUCUUGUCGGUGGCCUCUCCUGCCUAUUCUCAUCGCCGUCGGUGAAACAUUCUUCAUCGUCCAGCUAUUCGGGUGGGAGUGAAGAAUUAGGGUCGUUGUGGCACGAUAGAAGCGAAGAGUUGACUACUUCUUUUUGGUACUCCUCGUUCAAUUCGUCUUUAAAACGAGAUCAGAGCCCCGUAUCGGUGUUUCAGGGCCCGGUUACCUGCAGUAGCAGUGUAGCUAGUUCACCUUCGAGAACUCCACCUCUGAGAUUUGCACGCGAAAGGGAUUGUGGAGAUGUAAAUGUGAAUUUUCACGGUUCAAUUAGGGCGGGAACAAAUGGAUUGUUUCAGGGGUUCGUAAGGCAUGCGAUGGGUUCGUGCGUCGAUUAUGAUUCGCCUAGUUUUCAAGUGCACGAUGUGGAGUCGUCUUCUGGUUUGGUGGAUGAACUCACGUUUCAUAUGGAGGAUACUUUUAUGGAGUUGAAUUCGGAACCGUAUGUUAAAGAUUUGCUUUUGGGUGCACAAUUGAGACACAAGAUAUUUUGUGAUGAUUGUGUUAUUAAGGCUUUUUACGAGGCUGAGAAAGCUCAUAGAGGGCAGAUGCGAGCAAGUGGGCAUCCAUACUUACAGCAUUGUGUGGAAACUGCGGUGUUGCUCGCAACAAUUGGUGCUAGCACCACAGUAGUUGCUGCAGGGCUUUUACAUGACGCGCUUGAUGAUUCUUUUAUGAGUUAUGACCAUAUUUUCCGGACAUUUGGUGCUGCUGUUGCUGAUUUGGUGGAAGGGGUGUCGAAGCUGAGUCAUUUGAGCAAGCUUGCACGUGAUAACAAUACAGCGAGUAAGACUGUUGAGGCAGAUCGACUCCAUACAAUGUUCCUUGCAAUGGCAGAUGCCAGGGCUGUUCUCAUAAAACUGGCUGAUCGAUUGCAUAAUAUGAUGACAUUAGAUGCAUUACCUUUGAUCAAGCAACAGAGAUUUGCUAAGGAAACUUUGGAGAUAUUCGCUCCCCUAGCCAAUCGUUUAGGAAUCUGUAGUUGGAAAGAGCAACUAGAAAAUCUCUGUUUUAAACAUCUCAAUCCAGAUCAGCACAAAGAACUGUCCUCCAAACUUCUGAAGUCUUUCGAUGAAGCCAUGAUUACCUCUUCUGUAGAGAAAUUGGAGCAAGCUCUUAAGGAUGGAGCCGUAACUUACCAUGUUCUAUCAGGGCGGCACAAGAGCUUGUAUAGCAUCUACUGCAAAAUGCUGAAGAAGAAGCUGACCAUGGAUGAAAUUCAUGAUAUUCAUGGGUUGCGAUUGAUCGUUGAAAAUGAGGAAGACUGUUAUGAAGCACUGAGAAUAGUUCAUAACGUAUGGUCGGAAGUGCCUGGGAAGUUCAAGGACUACAUAAAUCAUCCCAAGUUUAAUGGGUAUCAAUCUCUACACACAGUGGUGAUGGGUGAGGGCAUGGUUCCACUUGAAGUUCAGAUUCGAACAAAGGAGAUGCAUUUACAAGCUGAGUAUGGAUUUGCAGCUCAUUGGAGAUACAAGGAAGGAGAUUGUAAGCACUCUUCCUUUGUGCUGCAGAUGGUUGAGUGGGCACGUUGGGUUGUCACCUGGCAGUGUGAGACAAUGAGCGAAGACCGUUCAUCCAUUUGCCAUGUUGACUCCAUGAGGCCACCAUGCACAUUCCCUUCUCAUUCUGAAGAUUGCCCUUAUUUGUGUAAACCUCACUUUGGGCCUGAGGGACCUGUCUUUGUCAUCAUGAUCGAAAAUGAUAAGAUGUCAGUACAGGAAAUCCAAGCAAACUCAACCGUGAUGGACCUGCUGGAAAGAGGUGGUCGGGGAAGCUCUAGAUGGACUCCAUAUGGGUUUCCGGUUAAGGAGGAGCUGAGGCCAAGGCUGAACCAUGUGCCUGUUAGUGAUCCCACCUGCAAGCUAAAAAUGGGUGAUGUGCUGGAAUUAACUCCAGCCAUACCGGACAAGUCAUUGACGGAGUACAGGGAGGAGAUUCAGCGUAUGUAUGAUCGAGGUCUUACUGUAUCAGGCACAAUGCCUGCUGCCAGUGGCACAGUUGGGUGGAGAAGCUGACCCUUGGUUGUUUUCUUGCCUUUGUAGUAUAUUAAGUGGCAAUUAGUUAUUCUUGUAUAUAAAUGAUAAAUGUAUGUACCGACAGCUUUUGGUUUCCGUUUAUGAAAUAUGACUAACUGCAUUCGACCAAGGGCAAAACUUUCUAUUCUCCUUGUUGAAUUGGUACAAUGCUAACAUUUGUUUUUGUGUAUCAAGUUUGAAGUUUUUGGGAACCUCGG